Messenger RNA from Helobdella robusta, 1101 nucleotides. RefSeq lists its product as hypothetical. The transcript is spliced from 2 exons. Bases 1 to 1101 code for a protein of 366 amino acids. Lineage: Eukaryota; Metazoa; Annelida; Clitellata; Rhynchobdellida; Glossiphoniidae. The record is from RefSeq and is a predicted model, not a curated record.
AUGUGCUCGCGUGUUGACUUAGUCUUAUUUCAUUUAAUUCAGUCACAAAUAAAUCAUGCAAUCCUAAGUAUUUUGGGGUCAAAAGCAUUUUUGCUUGGGAACAGUCCAUCCAACUACAAUGAGUCUCUGAUGAUGCUUUCUCAUAGUUUGGAGCAAAUUUGUGGUAAGGGAUUGAAUGACAGUUCAGGAAGUUUAAACAGAAACUCCCCACCUCCACUGUCAUUUCCAAAUUCUGUUUUCAGCAACAAUAUUCGCCCAAAGUCCAUAAAUUUAGGAUCACGUUCAAGUAGCAGCAGCACUAAUGCUACACCGUUGCCUGCUCGUAAUCACUUGACUGCAAACAAACAAAAAUGCAUGGAUGAAUCUGAUCAUCAUAUAAUUCGAGUUCGUCAUGAAGAAACUCGUGUAAAAUUAGAACAGAAUUUAUCUAAAAUUUGCCACUCUUCAAAUUCAACAGCUGUUAAUAGUAUUAAGAAAAAAUUAUCUGAUGCUCAAGAAUCAGUAAAAUCAAAAUUCAGACUUAAAAUUGAUUCAUCAAAAUACAAAGACGAACCACCUUCAAAUUUUUAUGUCUCAAUUGACAAUUCCAGAAUGAUAAAAGUGUGUCAUCAGCCAUCAGAAGAACUACUCAGUCAACUAGCGACCCACGAAUCAAUCAACGAACCCAUCACAACUGUUCUACACAGUUCCACAGUUCCAGAUUUUGUUGAAUUACAACACAUUGUGUGCUCACCCAUUCCAAACUCCUACCUGUAUUUAAGACCCAGCAAGUGUGUCAGCAUUGAAUUUAAAAAUACUCAUCAUCAUUUUGUGCCAAUCAUUUUUUCUGAUGAAAUAAAUUUGAAGUUUUCAAUAUCAGUGAAGAUUCCCAGCGAAGUACCCCAGGAAAAUGUUGACGUGAAGAGAAUCGACGAGAAGUUAGUUAUCACAGGAAAAGGUACUUGUAGGAACACUUCCACUGAGUGCACCUUUAAAAUGGAUAUAGAACUGCCUGAAGACAGCGAUGGUCGGACAGUUACUGCCAAGAUAAAUCCAUUCAGGAUUUUGAUGAUUAGUGGAUUGAUGCUGCCUGCAUCGCGAAGAAUGACAUGUAGAUUUUGA